AUGGCCUGGCAGGACGCCGCGGUAUCAGCACUCUCCAUCAUCUUUCUCAUCUUCCACGCCAUCUACGCAGCACUCACUGCAUCACUCACCGCAAUCGCCCGCUUUGGCCUGGACCUGCUGCGUCUUGCAUCAUGGCCGAUAUCAGCUUUCUAUAAUGCCCUGCUCUUCGUGUUUGCGCCGGUGAUAUACACCGUACGGUUUAUUCUCUCCCCAUUCAUCUUCGUUUUCAACAGGCUCCCAAGGCUCGAGCCAUUAUACAUCUACUUCGGCUCCGCCGCCUUCGUGGGGGUCAUCUUCGGCCUCAUCCUCAUGCUUACCUCAAGCAGCAUGUUCGCCAUCCUCGGCCUCUACGACAGCCCCGACGAGGAGAAGGCCCGGGGCAGGUCCCACGGCAACAGGCUCCCGCCCUCACCAUACAUCGGUGGCGGCGAUGAGGAGGAGGCCGGGUUCCACCGCCAGCGGCCGACCACCCCGCUCCUGGACAGCAGCGAGCAGGAGAAGCUCGACGCCUUGCUGUCGAACCUCAGCUCCCCGGACUCGGAUCUUGGUAGCCUAGCCGUGCAGGGCUGGCGGGACGGCCCCAACAUCAAGAGGAAGAGGAGGUCAGCCGCGGCGUCUCGCAUUGGGACCAUUCUGGAAGAAGAGGACGACUCGUUUUGA
Messenger RNA from Diaporthe citri, 660 nucleotides. RefSeq lists its product as uncharacterized. The record is from RefSeq and is a predicted model, not a curated record. NCBI's taxonomy places the organism in Eukaryota, Fungi, Ascomycota, Sordariomycetes, Diaporthales, Diaporthaceae. The transcript has 4 exons. The coding region runs from base 1 to 660 and encodes 219 amino acids.